AAAAAUUUCCUUUUCAGGUUUGACUCGAUCUCACUAAACUGCAGCCAUGGUGCAGAAGUACCAAUCCCCCGUACGGGUGUAUAAACACCCUUUUGAGUUAAUAAUGGCUGCAUAUGAAAGAAGGUUUCCUACGUGCCCUCUGAUCCCCAUGUUUGUAGCCAGUGACACUGUAAAUGAGUACAAGAGUGAGGAUGAGGCCAUCCAUGUGAUCGAGCGGCGCUGCAAACUGGACAUUGAUGCACCACGGCUGCUGAAAAAGAUUGCAGGGGUUGACUAUGUCUACUUUGUCCAGAAGAACUCUCUGAACAGGCGAGAAAGGACUCUGCAUAUAGAAGCCUACAAUGAAACCUUCUCUAACAGAGUCAUCAUUAACGAGCACUGCUCCUACACAGUUCAUCCUGACAAUGAAGACUGGACCUGUUUUGAACAGUCAGCAAGUCUGGAUAUCAAAUCUUUUUUUGGUUUUGAAAGCACAGUGGAGAAGAUUGCYAUGAAGCAGUACACCAGCAAUAUUAAAAAGGGAAAAGAAAUAAUAGAAUACUACCUGAAGCAGCUGGAGGAAGAAGGAAUAACUUUUGUUCCUCGCUGGACUCCUCCUGUUCCAUGUAAAUCAGAGAGCAGCACAUCCCACCCAAGGAGACCAGUGUCACCUGCCAUUAAUAUCCCAGAGUCUGCCACAAAGGAGGGCUUGAACAACAAGGAGAUCCUCAACACCUCCAGCAGCCCCUCGGAGCCCACCGCAGGAACGCCCGAUGAUAAGUUGGAUGCAGACUACAUCAAGAGGUACCUGGGGGACUUGACCCCGAUGCAGGAGAGCUGCCUCAUCCGCCUGCGCCAGUGGCUCCAGGAGACGCACAAAGGCAAAAUCCCAAAGGAUGAGCACAUUUUAAGAUUCCUGCGUGCCMGAGACUUCAACAUUGACAAAGCCAGAGAGAUCCUUUGCCAAUCACUGACGUGGCGUAAGCAGCACCAAGUGGACUAUAUUCUGGACACYUGGAAUCCUCCCCAGGUGCUCCAGGAUUACUAUGCAGGAGGCUGGCAUCACCAUGACAAAGAUGGGCGCCCACUGUACGUGCUCAGGCUGGGCCAGAUGGACACCAAGGGCUUGGUGCGAGCUCUGGGGGAGGAGGCCUUGCUGCGUUAUGUUCUUUCAAUAAAUGAAGAAGGGCUGAGGCGAUGUGAAGAGAAUACAAAAGUAUUUGGCAGGCCAAUAAGUUCUUGGACCUGUCUAGUAGAUCUGGAAGGCUUGAACAUGAGGCAUUUAUGGAGACCUGGUGUCAAGGCUUUGCUGAGAAUCAUCGAGGUGGUUGAAGCUAAUUACCCUGAAACCCUGGGUCGUCUUCUUAUCCUAAGAGCACCUCGAGUAUUCCCAGUUCUCUGGACACUGGUUAGUCCAUUCAUUGAUGACAACACUAGAAAGAAAUUCCUUAUUUAUGCUGGAAAUGACUACCAGGGUCCUGGGGGACUGUUGGAUUACAUCGAUAAAGAAAUUAUCCCUGAUUUCCUUGGUGGAGAGUGCAUGUGUGAAGUACCAGAGGGUGGGCUGGUUCCCAAGUCCCUCUACCGGACAGCAGAAGAGUUGGAAAAUGAAGACAUCAAGCUUUGGACUGAAACGAUCUACCAGUCUGCAAGUGUCUUCAAAGGAGCUCCACAUGAGGUUCUCAUCCAGAUUGUGGAUGCCUCGUCUGUGAUCACAUGGGAUUUUGACGUGUGCAAGGGCGAYAUUGUUUUUAACAUCUUCCAUUCCAAAAGAGCCCCCCAGCCUCCCAAAAAGGACUCCCUGGGAGCUCACAGUAUUACAUCUCCUGGUGGGAACAACGUCCAGUUGAUAGACAAAGUCUGGCAGUUGGGGCGUGACUACAGCAUGGUGGAGUCUCCCCUGAUCUGCAAAGAAGGGGAGAGUGUGCAGGGUUCCCACGUGACCAGAUGGCCUGGCUUCUACAUUUUACAGUGGAAAUUCCACAGCAUGCCUGCCUGUGCUACAACCAACCUGCCUCGUGUGGAUGAUGUGUUGGCAUCUCUACAGGUGUCCUCUCACAAAUGUAAAGUGAUGUACUAUACAGAAGUGAUAGGAUCUGAAGAUUUCAGGGGAUCUAUGACCAGCCUUGAAUCAAGCCACAGUGGAUUCUCCCARCUCAGUGCUGCCACCACCUCUUCUAGCCAGUCUCAUUCCAGCUCCAUGAUUUCCAGGUAGUGCCACAACAGCUGAAAAGCAAAUGGAUGUGAUGGCUGGACCCUCGCCCGUGGCAGCUGACUGCAAUACAGCAUAUUCAACUGGCAAUUGUGCAAAAAAACCCAUCCCAAAAAGCCUUUUAUAGAUAGUAAAGUAGCUGUUUGAAUUUUA
Messenger RNA from Malurus melanocephalus (red-backed fairy wren), 2344 nucleotides. RefSeq names its product SEC14 like lipid binding 1 (gene SEC14L1). Gene Ontology annotation, cellular component: cytoplasm; cytosol. The transcript has 15 exons. Gene Ontology annotation, molecular function: RIG-I binding. Gene Ontology annotation, biological process: negative regulation of RIG-I signaling pathway. The record is from RefSeq and is a predicted model, not a curated record. Lineage: Eukaryota; Metazoa; Chordata; Aves; Passeriformes; Maluridae. Bases 47 to 2194 code for a protein of 715 amino acids.